Molecule: messenger RNA, 1870 nt
Organism: Papaver somniferum (opium poppy)
Lineage: Eukaryota; Viridiplantae; Streptophyta; Magnoliopsida; Ranunculales; Papaveraceae
Exons: 2
Coding region: 1-1773 (590 amino acids)
Source: RefSeq, a predicted model, not a curated record
AUGUUUGACUGUUGUUCUAUAUCGGAUGCACAUCAUAGAGCAAGGCAGGUAGAGAAACAAGUGGGGCGUAGAAGUUCAAAUUGGGGUAACAAUGUAGCAUCUUCCCCAACAAGUAAUCGUAGUACGUCAACAACUAGUACUGUUAACAAACCUAAUUCGGUUUCGACCCCAAGUAAAACUCCAAUCAGCUAUUUUGGAGGCAAGUGUAAUAAGUGCGGUGAAACUUGGCACAAAGGCACUGACUGUCGCAAAGUAGAACGUGUGAACAAGGUUCUUUUCAAUGAAGACAAUCGUGAAGAAGAUGAUUGGGUACCUGAAUAUGAUGAGUAUCCAGAGGAUGACUCUGAACCUAGUGAUGAAGUAGUUACAGGAGUGAACUUUGUAGCAAGAAGAAGUUUUCUCACUCCACGUACAGAUGAGGACGACAACUGGUUACGUAAUAAUAUAUUCCAGUCGACAUGUACGAUCGAGGGGAAAGUUUGUCGUUUAGUUAUUAAUCCUGGAAGUUGCGAGAAUAUUAUUGACGAAGAGGUCGUGAAAUGGUUUAGGCUGGAAACCAAGGCACAUCCGCAUCCAUAUAAACUUUCUUGGCUUAAGAAAGGGAAUGAGGUGAAAGUAAACAAAUGUUGUUUGGUUUCUUUUUCGAUUGGUAACAAAUAUAAAGAUAAAAUAUGGUGUGACAUUACUAGUAUGGAUGCUUGUCACUUGUUGUUGGGUCGACCAUGGGAGUUUGACAGGAAAACUAGUCAUGACGGGCAUAAAAAUACCUACAGCUUUUUAUGGAACGACGUACGUAUAGUACUUGUACCCAGCAAAGAAAUUGCACCUAAACCAUCUACCGGACAAACUACCAAUCUCUUGUCGUUUAAGCAGUUUGAAGUUGAGGCAGAAGAUGCAGGAGAACUGUAUGUGUUGAUUAGCAAAGACCAACAGCCGGAUGAAAGUAGUAUCCCUAUUGCAGCUCAACCUUUAAUUAAGGAAUUUAUUGAUGUUUUCCCUAACGAGUUGCCAGACGAGCUACCACCUCUCCGGGAUAUACAACACCAUAUUGAUCUCAUCCCUGGAUCAAGCUUGCCAAACAAAGCGCAUUAUAGAAUGAGUCCUAGGGAGCAUGAAGAACUUCGUCGUCAAGUGGAAGAGUUGUUACAGAAAGGUUUGAUCCGACAGAGCCUAAGUCCUUGUGCUGUACCGGCCUUGUUGAUUCCAAAGAAAGAUGGAACGUGGAGAAUGUGUGUUGACAGUCGAGCCAUCAACAAAAUCACAGUAAAAUACCGUUUUCCAAUUCCUAGAUUGGAUGACCUGCUAGAUCAGUUGUGUGGAGCGAAGGUGUUUAGCAAACUCGACUUGAAGAGUGGGUACCAUCAGAUCAGAAUUCGAGAAGGUGAUGAGUGGAAAACAGCUUUUAAGACUCGAGAAGGGUUAUAUGAGUGGAUGGUUAUGCCGUUUGGAUUGUCCAAUGCGCCUAGUACAUUCAUGCGUAUAAUGAAUCAAGUUCUCAGGCCCUUUAUCGGUACUUUUGUGGUCGUUUAUUUCGACGAUAUUCUUAUUUAUAGUGUUGAUAUGAACAUGCAUUUUCAACAUCUUCGAGAAGUGCUUUCAACUCUACGUCGGGAAAAAUUAUUUGCAGCCAUCAAGAAGUGUUCAUUCAUGACUGACCAAAUUCUAUUUCUCGGCUAUGUCGUAACCAAGGAUGGAAUAAAGGUAGAUGAUUCCAAGGUUGAAGCUGUAAGAAAUUGGACCACACCCACUACACUGCACGAGCAAGCCAUUUGAAUUACACUGUGAUGCAUCGAAGGUGGGAAUUGGAGCUGUUUUGAGUCAGGAAGGACGACCUGUAGCAUAUUUUAGUGAGAAGUUGAAUGGUGCUAAG